CACACCCGGUGCUAAUCAGCGGAUGAUUGGGCUGACCGGGCGGCUCUUAGCAGCUUCAGUCCUCUCUGCUGCUAUGUAUGUGUGGACUCUUCAGAUCAACAUGAAGCUGUCAGGACUUCUGUCUGUGUUUUUACUCUUCUGUACUUCCCUGGGAAGCUCGGAGGGGUCUCACCCUAAACCGGCCUGUCGCUAUCCGCCUUCCCAGUGGUGCCGGUCCCUGGAGAUAGCAAUAGCAUGCAAUGUUCAGAAGCAGUGUAUGGAGUUAAAUGCUACCAGACCGAGCAAGGCUGUUCCUCCUGUCGCUGUCACUCUGUACUAUGAGAUUUUGUGUCCAGGCUGCAGAGGCUUCAUCUCCCAGCAGCUGUUCCCCACCUGGACGAUGCUGCAGGACAUCAUGACUGUCACUCUGGUCCCCUACGGGAACGCCAAGGAGCUUCCAUCAGCAAAUAUUCCCUUCACUUGUCAGCACGGAGAGCCUGAAUGCAGAGGGAACAUAAUUGAGGCCUGUAUCAUCCAUUUAACCGGACACUCAGCCUUUCAGAUCAUCUACUGCAUGGAGUCUGCUGCAAAUGUCUUGAAUGCUGCCCAACCUUGUCUACAGCUGUACGCCCCCUCCGUCUCCUGGGCGAGGGUCUCCUCCUGUGUGAUGGGAGAUCUGGGACACCAGCUGAUGCACGCCAAUGCUGUCAUGACCAGAGCGCUGAACCCCGCUCACACACACGUCCCCUGGGUCACUUUCUAUGGGGAAUACACAGAAGAGAACGAGGACAAGGCAAUGUCGUCCCUUUUUCGCUUGGUUUGCCAACUCUACAAAGGUGUGAAACCUCCAGCCUGCAACGGAGCUCUGGUCAGACUGAACAGAAGCUUCUGCUGAUCACAACGGGCAAAUCAUAAAAUGCAUAACGUACCAAACUGCAGCUUCAGCAUUAUGUGUAAUAUUGUUGAUGACUGGAUGUGAGAUCAUGCAGUGUGGUUUUAUUUUGAAAGUGGAAUAAAUGUGUGUACAUUUACCGUAGUUAUUUUAUUGAGAGUACUUUCACUAGAAAAAACACAGUUUUGAGAGUCGAUAAAAUAAACAAAAAAUGAUUGAUAAAGACACAUUGAUUAAUUUUCCUAUUAUUUAUUGGCAUUUUCAUUUAAACCACCCUGAACUCCAGAGAGUCUUUUGGCUUAGGAGAAACAAAAAUAGUUAUUUUCUUCGACAAACAAAACAUUGGAGUGGCAGGUGAAUACUUUUGAAUGUAUACUUGAUUUUUAGGCUCCAGAACAUAAAAUCAAAUGUCCUAUGAUACAGUACUUUGUCUCGACAGACAUGUUUUAAGAAUAAAUAUCUUUUUAUAGAGGUUUGCACGACACAGAGGCUGAGUAAAUAGACAGCAUGAACAUUAAUGUUGGCAGCAUCAGCGCGACACAACAAUAGAGAGACGGUUAACACUGUAUGGCACUGAUGUCUUCCUGUAAAGAGCGACACUGCUGUGCUAACAUGCCGAGCUAACGCCAACAAUCACCGAGCCACUGAAUCUGAAAUCCAAUGUCCAAUAUUUCAUAUCAGUAAUCCUACAUGUUUGAAAUGACAUGAACUUGUUUUGCAUUUUUUGAUCUUUCUAUUUUUUAGUGUGUGUCUUCUUUUGUUUUUACAGUUUCUUUUUUUUUUUUUUACUGUAUUCAUUUUUUGGGAUGUGUGUGAAGCAUUUUGUAACUGUUAAAAAUGACCAUACAAAUAAAGCUUUACUUGCAUUUUCUGCCUGAAAAAGUAGGAACUUUAAAACAAGAUCUUAAAAUGAAUUUGUGCAUUGCUCUUCUGUUCAUUUACAGUUACUGUCACUGUUGGGGCUACUGUAACUAUUCAGGGCUUCAGAAGAGCUAAUGGACUGCUUCUUUGCUUUAACUGUCACAGAGAGGAAAGCACUAAACAUACAAAAUACUUAAGACUAACUGGCUUUUGGUCUUAGCUCCUGUUUUAACUUAAGGAAAUGUGCUUCUAAACCGAUGUUAAGCGGGUACUUUAACUUGGGACCAGUGUGAAUUAAAGGUCUGUACCGCACACACAAA
Messenger RNA from Eleginops maclovinus (Patagonian blennie), 2052 nucleotides. It is a transcript of the gene ifi30b, whose product is annotated as IFI30 lysosomal thiol reductase b. The record is from RefSeq and is a predicted model, not a curated record. The coding region runs from base 23 to 874 and encodes 283 amino acids. NCBI's taxonomy places the organism in Eukaryota, Metazoa, Chordata, Actinopteri, Perciformes, Eleginopidae. The transcript is spliced from 7 exons. Gene Ontology annotation, molecular function: oxidoreductase activity, acting on a sulfur group of donors, disulfide as acceptor. Gene Ontology annotation, cellular component: lysosome.